This is a messenger RNA of Amaranthus tricolor (Joseph's coat), 2343 nucleotides long. RefSeq lists its product as uncharacterized. Bases 1 to 2343 code for a protein of 780 amino acids. Lineage: Eukaryota; Viridiplantae; Streptophyta; Magnoliopsida; Caryophyllales; Amaranthaceae. The record is from RefSeq and is a predicted model, not a curated record. The transcript is spliced from 5 exons.
AUGGAUGGAUAUGCUAGAAGAAUGUGGGGGUUCAAUAAUGUUGACAAGGUGAUACCGGUAAAAUACGGGGUAUUUCUCAUACGUUUUCUCAACAAGGAAGCAAGAGACAGAGCCUUAGAGAUGACGAACUUAUUACUGGAUAGCUUCCCAAUUUUUAUCAGGCAAUGGGAAGAGGGAAUAAACCUUGAAGCCUUGACAUUUGACAAAGUCCCCAUUUGGGUUCGAACCUAUGAAUUACCGUUAAAAUAUUGGGGUAGCUUAAACAAACUAAUGUAUGCAAUUGGUGAUCCGAUCAAGGCUGACAAUGCUACGGCUAAAAGGAACCGAAUCCAGUAUGCAAGAUAUUUGGUUAAGAUGAACAUUAACGAGGAAUUUUCGGAAUCCUUAAUGUUCAAGAAUGAAGAUGGGAUGAUUGUACAAUACCCAAUCGAAUAUGAGCGGAGACCGAUUAAAUGCACCUCUUGUAAUACCAUGGGCCAUGAAACUCAGAAAUGCUCACAACAUGCUCACUUGAAAGAGUACAACAAAGUUAAGAAGGUAUGGAGACCAAAGCAAACUACCGCACCUCAUAGUAGUUCAAGGAAAGAAAUCAUUGCUGCCCAACCAGCAGCUCAGGUCAUAGAAGGCAGUGAGCAAGGGGGUCAAGACCAAGACCUGAGCAAGAUAGGAAACCAUCAGCUGCAAGAAGACACAAACGAUGACAAACAGGGGACUGAUUUGAGGGACAGCCACCAGGCAGCAGAUCAAGUACAAAGGGGAAAGGAGGAUGCAUCUCCUCAGAUGCCAAAUGAACAAAAUACACCGUUCAUUACGGUGAGAAGAAGGCAGAGAAGCAGCGUGAAAUAUGCUCAGCUAGAACAAACGAUGUCCACAAGUAACAACUUUGAAACUUUAAGUGGUACAAAUGACAAUGGAUCAAAUGAAGAGGGAAGGAAUGGAAAAAACCAUGAUGAGAAGGGAAAUGACAACCAUGACUUAGAUGGACAACAUCGUAGCAUGGAAUACUUUAAUUGCCCGUUAAAUCCUGAGGACAGAAUUGGUGCCGUUGUGAGAUGCUCAGAAAUUGCAGACUUUAGACAAUGCUUGAUGUACUGUGAUUUAUUUGAUUUGACUACUACUGGAUGCACUUUCACAUGGAGUAAUAAGCAAGAUGAAGGAGAUAAAGUAGUCUCUAAAAUUGAUCGAACUUUUAUUAACACGGCUUGGCUGGACAAAAAAUCGGAGUCCUUUGUGAAUUACCCACCUCCGUGGUACUCAGAUCAUUGCCCCGGGAUAAUUUCAUUUUGUCAUGGUCAUGCCUUGAAGCCAAAACCUUUUAUGUUCUUCGAUAUGUGGUGCAAAGACAGUAACUUCAUAGAGAUUUUCCAGACGCUGAGAGCCUUGAAGCCAAAACUGAAAAAGUUGAAUAGUUUGGCCUUUAGCCACAUCGAGGAGAGGCUUCUCAAAGCUAAGCAAGAGUUGUUGGGCAUCAGGGAACAGAUUCACAACGGGGAUUUAACAGAGAACAAUAUAAAACAGGAAUUGCAGAUGGCUAACCAUCUUCAGAUCUCUCAGGAAGGCAUAAGAAAAGCUUUUGAAAUCUACUAUGUUGAGCUUCUAGGCACAGCGUCCAAGACCAAAAAUGGAAUCAACAGGGAGAUUGUCAGGAUGAGAAGGUUAAUUUUAGAAGACCAGGCCCAGACUCUGACCCAAGAGUUCACAGAUGAUGACAUUAAGGAAGCUCUGUUCUCAAUCCCGGGUUCCAAAGCUCCAGGGCCCGAUGGAUACAACAACACCUUUUUCAAAGAAGCGUGGAGAACUAUUGGAGGUGAUGUCUGCUCUGCGAUCAAAGAUUUCUUUAAGCAUGGUAAACUUCUUAACCAAAUUAAUGCCACUAAACCCACGCUCAUUCCUAAAGUGCAAUACCCAAGGAAUCUUGAACGGGGAACUACAUGGGUUCUUCAAGGGGAAGAGAGGCCUAAGGCAGGGGGACCCCAUGUCUCCUCAGCUAUUCGUCAUUUGCAUCGAAUACCUGUCAAGGCUGUUGCAAUAUGCACAGUAUCAAAGGGAUACCAGUUUCACUACAGGUGUAAACCUCUAGCCCUGAACCACCUAGUCUUCGCAGACGACCCUAUACUUCUCUUCAGAGGAGACUAUGAGCCUAUCAUGUGGAACAUGAGAGCUCUAGCUACCUUUGCUGCUGCCUCUGGUUUAAAUGCAAACGUGGGAAAAUCAGCCAUCUAUACUUACAACAUGAAGGAGGAGGUCAAGAAUAAAAUUUUGCAUGAAACAAGAUUUAAGGAGGAUUCCCUUCCUUUCACCUACCUUGGAGUUAGGAUAAGUGUAACAGACCCUUUUUCUUAA